Messenger RNA from Funneliformis caledonium, 819 nucleotides. The record is from the annotation of a GenBank genome assembly. Lineage: Eukaryota; Fungi; Glomeromycota; Glomeromycetes; Glomerales; Glomeraceae.
AUGAAACCUCAGCAACCCCAGCAUGUUACUAAUAUGCAGAACUCAUGCUCUGUUAGAGAAAAAGAGAUAUCAGCUAUAUUACAGCCAUAUGCUUCCUAUUAUAUAUCUGAUCCUAACGAAAUGUCUGAUCCAAAUGUCGCAGUCUUUUGGAAUGAAGUCGAUCACGAAAGGGAAUUGAAUAUUGCGUGGGCUGAAGGAAUGCUACAAGCCGUAAAAGAGACAACUGCCGGAGUUGAUGAUGAUGCUAAUGAAAAGGAAAAUAUAGUCCCUGCUGAUGAAGAUGCGGAUAAGAGUAAAAUAUAUGAAGAACUGGCUAACAAUGUGAUGAAACAAUACAUUACUUCAGAAAAAUUGGAAGAUAUUUGGAAAACUGUAAUGAAACGUUUAAAAGAUAAAAAUAUUAGAAUCUCACCAACUGGACAAAUCUGGAGUGAUCCAAGGAAUUUAACUGAUUUACAAGAGUGGAGAACUAAACUUUCAACUAUUGGUUUCGAAGAUACUAUAUUGGCAUCUGAAAUAAUUUCAUUCUUUCAUAAAUGCUGUCGCCAUGAGAUCAACAUUUUAACAGUUCCGCUCAGGGAACGCGAUUAUACAUUAACGAUCUUAGGUCUAUUACUUGGAGAUUUAUUGCAAGAAUUUAAUAUACAUACAUUGCUGACACUUAACGAUAAAGUUUUAAGCAUCACAAGUGUACGUAAAGAAUGUAAAUCAAUGCUCUCUCCACCCUCAUCACAACCACAUGAAACUUCUGAAACUCCUAAGAUUAAACGAGUGAAAAAGGAUAUUUUUUCUAUAUUUGAUAAUUUAUAUCAAAAUUAA